AUGUCAAGCUUGAGCUCGCCUACCCUUGUCGAUUUUUUGUGCUGCGGCGCGGUCUUGCCCUGGACUGUAAGACCGGUUUACAAGACAUUCCCUCUCCACUUCCUUGACCAGCCGCCUGAGUCUUCGGGGUUUCAUCUUGCCUCUGUGGUGGAGGAUCCCAUCACGUUCGAGGCUGUCAUCCGAGUCCGCUCAAAGAGAUGCUGCCUAAGACUCUACACAGAAGCAGGCACCGGCGCAUGCGCGAAGUGUCUCACGGUCUUGACAUCAUCAGGUCUUCGUCGAUUCAUGCAGCGAGCGUCCACCUCAUGGAAGCCUUACAUGCGCUACGAAGAUAUGACCCGCACCCAGUUUAUCGAGGCUAUUCACUAUAAGAAUAGCACGCUCACAACCACUCGAGUACAGCGAUACCGUGCGGAAAAGCGGGCAGAGACUGCAGAGGAGAAGUCUCGACUUCACGAACGGCUGGUUGCUGCACUUGCGAUGUGCAACGUUCCCCGGCUGCAGCGCCUACUCCAAGUUGCACUUGACCAGGGCCGAUCAAUCGAGGAGAUCUUGAACCGCAUUGAAGAUGCUGUCGCCAACAUCUAUCGUGUCAAGAGCUUUUCCACGACGGAGAUAGACCUUGCGCGGAUAAUGUGGCAUCUUGCUGGCGACAAGGGUGCUUACAUUCUCCACAAGGCUCUCGGCUUUCCAUCUGUCUCAGCUAUACGCAUGCGGUCACGGUCGACUCACCCUGUUAUCCAUCCAUCGCCAGCAAAGCCCACAUUCGACCACAUUGUGCGCAACCUUCUCAGUGUAUUCCCACCCAGCCCAGCACGUCACCCAUGCCGCUGCGGCCAGGCUAUCAUGUUUGAUGGAAUCGCCAUUAGAAAAUGCAUAAGAGAGGAUGACGACUACAUGGUUGGAGGCUGUCGAGAGUGUACCACGAAUAUGGAUCUGUCUAUGUCGUGCCUUAAAAAUAUCCUUGCGUUGGCCAAGGCUGUGCGGCGUGGUGAUAAUGGCGAAGACCCCUUGGCUCAUUUCGGUGUUGAGGCAACAGUCGGAGCAAUGGGUGCUCUGCGUGAUGUCGACUUCCACGGAUACUCUUUUUCGUGA
Molecule: messenger RNA, 1095 nt
Organism: Phanerochaete carnosa HHB-10118-sp
Lineage: Eukaryota; Fungi; Basidiomycota; Agaricomycetes; Polyporales; Phanerochaetaceae
Exons: 3
Coding region: 1-1095 (364 amino acids)
Source: RefSeq, a predicted model, not a curated record